AUGGCUGAAAGAGUAGUUAGAGCAGGAUACAAUCCUUAUGUUACACCAAGUAAUAUUAUGAAGUUAGUGAAGAACAAAAAAGGAAAGUUAAUUCAUGUUAAACAGAAGAAGGCUGGUAGUUAUCAAAAGUGUGGAGAUUGCAAGGAAAGAUUACAAGGUAUUCUUCCUAUGAGACCAGUAGACUUUGCCCGACAGACUAAGUCUCAAAGGACUGUUAACCGAGUGCAUGGUGGUAGUAUUUGUGCUAAGUGUGUAGAAGGAAGGAUUCUUAAGUCGUUCUUCCAGGAGGAGAAGAAACACGUCAAGGAAAUAAGCCAAUAA
Nematocida homosporus is the source of this 321-nucleotide messenger RNA. RefSeq names its product large subunit ribosomal protein L34e. The transcript has a single exon. Gene Ontology annotation, biological process: ribosome biogenesis; translation. Gene Ontology annotation, cellular component: cytosolic large ribosomal subunit; ribosome. Gene Ontology annotation, molecular function: structural constituent of ribosome. Bases 1 to 321 code for a protein of 106 amino acids. Lineage: Eukaryota; Fungi; Microsporidia. The record is from RefSeq and is a predicted model, not a curated record.